Messenger RNA from Protobothrops mucrosquamatus (brown spotted pit viper), 1101 nucleotides. RefSeq names its product DCC-interacting protein 13-alpha. Gene Ontology annotation, cellular component: endosome membrane; cytoplasm. Gene Ontology annotation, biological process: signaling. Gene Ontology annotation, molecular function: protein binding. NCBI's taxonomy places the organism in Eukaryota, Metazoa, Chordata, Lepidosauria, Squamata, Viperidae. The transcript is spliced from 11 exons. The record is from RefSeq and is a predicted model, not a curated record. The annotation marks the transcript as partial.
UAAAUGUAGCUGCAAUAGUGUACUUGCAAUAUUAUAAAAUUUAUGUUAUUUUCUUUUUAGACACGAUCUUUGCUGGGUGUAUUUGAAGAAGAUGCUGCUGCAAUUUCCAGAUAUAUCAACCAGUUGUAUAAAGCUAUGCACCGAAUUUAUGAUGCACAGAAUGAACUCAGUGCGGCAACACAUUUGACUUCGAAGCUUCUAAAAGAAUAUGAGAAGCAGCGCUUUCCUUUGGGUGGUGAUGAUGAAGUUAUGAAUUCUACUCUUCAGCAGUUUGCCAAAGUGAUAGAUGAGCUCAGUUCUUGUCAUGCGGUACUAUCAACUCAAUUAGCAGAUGCCAUGAUGUUUCCCAUCACACAGUUCAAAGAAAGAGAUCUAAAAGAAAUUUUGACUUUAAAAGAGGUUUUUCAGAUCUCCAGCAAUGAUCAUGAUGCUGCGAUUACCAGAUAUAGUCGACUGUCAAAAAAAAGAGAAAAUGAGAAGGUCAAAUAUGAAGCUACAGAAGAUGUAUAUACUUCUCGGAAGAAACAACAUCAGACUACGAUGCAUUACUUCUGUGCAUUAAAUACACUGCAGUAUAAGAAGAAAAUUGCUAUGUUGGAACCCUUACUAGGCUAUAUGCAGGCUCAGAUAAACUUCUUUAAAAUGGGCUCAGAAAACCUUUCUGAACAGCUGGAAGAAUUUUUAACAAAUAUUGGGACAAGCGUGCAGGACGUUCGCAGGGAAAUGGAUCGUGAAGUGGAGACAAUGCAACAGACUAUAGAAGAUUUGGAAAUAGCCAGUGAUCCGCUUUAUUUACCAGAUCCUGAUACUACAAAAUUUUUGGUCCAAAGAAACCUUACUCGCAAGGCUGGUUAUCUAAAUGCAAGAAACAAAACAGGGCUGGUGUCUUCCAGUUGGGACAGACAGUUUUACUUCACACAGGGUGGAAACCUAAUGAGCCAAGGAAGAGGUGAAGUAGCUGGAGGCCUUGUAAUGGAUAUAGACAAUUGUUCGGUAAUGGCUGUGGAUUGUGAAGACAGAAGAUACUGCUUUCAAAUAACAUCUUUUGAUGGCAAAAAGUCUUCAAUUUUGCAAGCUGAGAGCAAAAAAGAUUAUGAAGAA